Carassius gibelio (silver crucian carp) is the source of this 3735-nucleotide messenger RNA. Its product is annotated as guanylate-binding protein 1-like. Lineage: Eukaryota; Metazoa; Chordata; Actinopteri; Cypriniformes; Cyprinidae. Gene Ontology annotation, molecular function: GTP binding; GTPase activity. The record is from RefSeq and is a predicted model, not a curated record. The transcript is spliced from 12 exons. Bases 158 to 2041 code for a protein of 627 amino acids.
CCCACUUAACGACUUUCUGGGAGGGCAAUCUGAGACGCAUCUGACCACCACAACCCCUUAGUAUUUAUGCACAAGCUUCAGUCUGAACCAUCAGAAGGCAAACAGAGCAAAUUUAUAAACAUUCCAUGUGGACUUCACCUGCCUCUAAAUAAGGAUCAUGUCUUGUAGUAAAUACAUGUCUGCUCCGGUGUGUCUCAUUGAAAACGAUGAAAAUGGGAAGCUACACGUGAAGAAAGAGGGCAAAGAAAUUCUGGAUGCGAUCCAUGAGCCAGUGGUGGUGGUGUCUGUGGUGGGACUCUACCGUACGGGGAAGUCUUACCUUAUGAAUCGCCUGGCGGGACAACAGUCCGGUUUUGCUCUUGGCAGCACUAUUGAAUCAAAAACCAAAGGCAUCUGGAUAUGGUGUGUCCCUCACCCUAAAAAAAGAGGACACACUCUGGUGCUGCUGGACACAGAGGGACUUGGUGACGUGGCGAAAGGAGACUCUAAGAAUGACGGCUGGAUCUUCUGUAUGGCUGUUCUGCUCAGCAGCACAUUGGUGUACAACAGCCGUGGCACCAUCGAUAACACUGCAGUGGAAAAGCUGCACUAUGUUGCUGAGCUUGCUGAGAACAUCAAGAUCAGGUCAGCAGAAGCAGAAGAUGAGGAGGAAGGGGAAGAUUCUGAGUUUGUGAUGUUUUUCCCAUCAUUCACCUGGGUUGUGAGAGAUUUCACCUUGGAUUUAGAAAUUGAUGGGAAAAAAGUGACAGAUGACGGUUACCUUGAAUUUGCCCUCAAUCUGAAGAAAGGUGUGGGUAGGAAAAUUAGUGACUACAAUCUGCCUCGUGAAUGUAUCAAGCGUUAUUUCCCUAGCCGGAAGUGUUUUGUGUUCCCGUUUCCUGUUACCACCCAGGAAAACAUGACACGCCUAGAGAUCUUACAAGACAAGGACCUUGCACAACAAUUUCUGGAGGUCACGGGGCAUUUUUGUCACCAUAUUUUUGUAAACAGUGCUGUGAAAAGACUGAAAGGAGGACACAUAGUUACUGGCCGAUUGCUUGGCCGUCUAGUUGAGAUUUAUGUAGACACUAUCAGCAGUGGUGAAGUGCCCUGUCUGGACAAUGCAGUGGUUGUUCUGGCAAAUCAAGAAAACCAGGCAGCUGUUCAAGAAGCUUUGAAAGUAUAUCAGAAAGGGAUGGAAGAGGUGAAAAAUAUGUUACCAAUCAGUAUAGAAUAUUUGACCUGUGAGCACCAGAAACUCAGCAGUCUGGCCAUUUCUCAGUUCACGAAACGCUCAUUCAAAGAUGAAAAAACGGAAUACCUGAAAAAACUGGAGGAAGCUGUAUGUAUGUGCUAUGCAGACUUGCUGCAAGAUAAUCAGAUGGCAUCAGAGAAAAAGUGCAGAGACCUGCUGAAGAAUCUGUUUGUGGACAUGAACAAACGGCUGCAGGAUGGAGAAUACAGUCAGGCUGGAGGAUAUGAACUCUAUAAAAGAGACAGAGACACCAUUGUUGAACAGUACCGCAAAGAACCCAACAAAGGUGUAAGGGCUGAGGCUGUGCUGGAAGAGUUUCUGAAAGAACGGGAACCUGAAGCAAACAGCAUCCUCUGCAUGGAUAAUAAACUCACUGAGAAUGAGAAACAAAUGAAAAAGCAGAAGGAGAAAGCGGCUCUUCUGGAACAGAAGAUGAAAGAGGAAGAGGAGAAACGAAUUGAGAAUGAGCGAAUGAUGGAGACUGAGAAAGUGAGGCAUGAGGACAUGGUUAAACAGAUGCAGGAGAAGUUCAACAAGGAGCUGGAGCAGCAGCAGCAGGAGAGAGACAGAGCCAUUGAGAGCAAACUGAAGGAGCAGGAAGAGAUGUUUAAGAAUGGCUUUAAGCAGAAAGCUGAAAACCUUGAGGAAGAAAUUAUGAAGUUAAAAAAUGAAAAGGAACGCUCAAGAGGUGGUGGCAUUUUUAAGGACUAUGUGAUGCCGUUUCUUUGCCCUCUUGUAGAAAUGGUUCCCAACCUCCUCAUGCAGAGAUCAAUGUUGAAAAGCCUGACAAAGGGAUUGAAACGUUAAAACCCAAAACACAAUCAUUGUCUCAUCCCUUAUGAAAAAGAAGUUUAUUCAAGUGUGCUAUAAGUAUAAUUCUUUUAAACUAAAAAUAGGAAAGUAUCCUUUUAGGUUACUCUUUAUUUACUUCUCAGAAAUGGGCUUUAUGUACUCCUCAGAAAUACAGUAUACUUAAAAUGACAUUUAAGGAUACUUGACUUAUACUUAAAAAAAAAAUCAAAAUAUAUUUGAGCUUUACUCCUAGAAUCCAUGUUUUUAAUAUUAUACAUUAGAGGGCGCUAGUACACAUCUUCUGCACAGAAUUUCAAAAAAAAAGAAGAAAAAAAAAGAAGUUUUUAAUUAGUAAACUAUCAGUAAACCUGCUAUAUAAGUUUACUUUUAGUAUAAUUGCAGUACAAACUACAAAAAAAGAAGUAAACUAGUUGUGUUCUCAAAGUUUGCUACUGUUAUACUUAAAAGUAUACUUUUAUAUAUAAUAUAACAUAUUAUAAGUGGGCUCAUUUGGUCCCAAGGAGUAUUGAAACAGUACAGUUACAAGUAUAGAACACUGAUAUUUGUAUACUUGCUACAUGAAGUAUACUUAAAAAUAUACUUGAACUUUACUUAAGUAUACUUAAUAAACUUGAAGUAUACUAUUUUUUGGUAAGGGAUAUUUUCCAUUCACUGACAUAUCUCAAUGGCAGGUUGUCUGAUUUUGAAGCCUUUAAAGAUUUACUAAAGCAUGCGCUCUAUAGAGCAGGUAGUAAAUGAGCUGAGCAUCCUGAACAUAUGCACCAUUGAAAGUGCACAAUAUAAUGUCUUCACUGUUAGCAGCACCCUAAGGAUUUGUAAAAUGCUGUGGUGUGUUUUCCAGUGCACAAUUCAUCGUUAGGAUAAAAAAAGUAGUCCCAGCUCAAACAAACAACUGAUGGUUGGGUCGCUGAAACAGAUUGCAAUUCCAUUACUUGCCAUUAGUGGUGUAGAAAUUAAACACUGCAUUCACAAAAAACAUUCACUGGAACUGGCACUUUUUGAAAUCCAAAACAUGCCUCUGUAUGCCGCUGAUGGGAUGAAAAUGGGAAGUCCCUUCCUAAACUAAUUCCAUAAGUGGAGUGAAAUGAAUAACGUUUAAAUGUGUCAAAAUAGUUCCAGAUUCUGAACAAGACUUACUAAAUGUUGUAGGGAGGAACAAAUGUUCCUAAACCUUAGACUAGACUAUAUCAACUAUUAGCAGUUACAAUUUCUUACAAUAUUUGUAUAAAUGGAUUGGAAAGAUAGUGGCUUUUUUUUUUUUUUUUUUUUUUUGGAGAUGCAAAAAGGAAGUGCUUUGAAAACAUUUAACGUUUAAAUUGAUUUUUUUUUUGGUUCCUGUAUUUGCUUCAAAAAUGUACUUAUGUUGCAAUACAGAUUUAGUGUAAUAGGCCACACAUGGUCAAGAAGGGGUUAAGGGGUUAUUGAUAAAUAGCAAGCUGAGAUGUGCAUAUGAUUUAAAGACAAGGAUGCUCAGCCCCAAUAUUAUGCAGUCUGUAUGAUCUUAUGAAAAUGCUUAGCUCUGUAGAAUCUUAAAUCAUCAUGACCAAUCCCCAGAUCAGUAUAGCAAGUCAAAGUGAAGAAAUCUUUAACCCUUAAUGUAUUUUCAUCCUAAUGUAAUUUGGUCCUCAAAACAUACAGCAUAUUUUGUGGCAUAACAUUCCAAUAUUGUACAAUAAAAUUGUCUUUCU